Lonchura striata (white-rumped munia) is the source of this 3316-nucleotide messenger RNA. RefSeq names its product ETS transcription factor ELK3 (gene ELK3). Gene Ontology annotation, biological process: cell differentiation; regulation of transcription by RNA polymerase II. NCBI's taxonomy places the organism in Eukaryota, Metazoa, Chordata, Aves, Passeriformes, Estrildidae. The record is from RefSeq and is a predicted model, not a curated record. Gene Ontology annotation, cellular component: nucleus. Gene Ontology annotation, molecular function: sequence-specific DNA binding; DNA-binding transcription factor activity, RNA polymerase II-specific.
AAAAGGGGUUCAUAAGCAUCUCCCCGGUGUCCCCCGGGGAAACGCGGGCGCAUUUUGGCCCAAGCAGCUGGGGCGGCCGGCGGGAAGCUCCUCCCUGGGGGUGUAGCACAGGAAGGGGUGGCGGUCGGGGGUGUCGCGGAGCUCCCUGCGAGCCGGCGGAGUCCCCGCUGCCGGCUGUACUAUGCGUGUGUCUUGUGUUACAGCCAUGCUGCACAUCGGCGGCCAGAGCGAGGGGCGCGGGGAGGAAAAGGCUGUUUACACAGACUGCAAACCGCCCGGGGAAUAGUGCGGGAGAGGAAGUGAGCCGGGCCGCUGUCUGACUGCCCCGGCUUCCUGCUCGCUCCCUCUCACGGGCAGGCGCUCACACACACACACACACACACACACACACCGGCCCAAGAAGAAAAAAAAAAAAAGGAAAAAGGGAAAACAAAAUCAGGAUCUCAUUACUAGAGAAACAGAGAGCCUGCAGAAGACUGUCAGCAUGGAGAAUCAGGGAAUUUUACUCAGCUCCCUCUAGACUACCAGGAGAGCGCGGAAAAGUCCCUCAGCCGCUGGGUAUGGAGAGUGCAAUCACACUGUGGCAGUUCCUUUUGCAGUUGCUGCUAGACCAGAAACACGAGCAUCUAAUUUGUUGGACAUCUAAUGAUGGAGAAUUCAAGCUACUCAAGGCGGAAGAAGUGGCUAAGCUGUGGGGACUCAGAAAAAACAAAACUAAUAUGAAUUAUGACAAGCUGAGCCGGGCGCUCAGAUACUAUUAUGACAAGAACAUCAUCAAGAAAGUGAUUGGACAAAAAUUUGUAUACAAGUUUGUCUCCUUUCCUGAGAUUUUAAAAAUGGAUCCACAUGCUGUGGAAAUCAGCAGAGAGAGACUUUUGCUGCAGGACAGCGACUUUAAGAUGCCUUCGGAGAGCAGGGAUCAGCACAAGCACAGCUUGUCAGCACUGAAAAGCACAAGCCGUAAUGAAUAUAUCCACUCUGGCCUGUACUCCUCUUUCACUAUCAACUCUCUGCAAAACCAGCCAGACCCAUACAAGACCAUCAAAACAGAAAAACUGGAGAAGUCAGAAGGAAACACACCAGUUGAAGAAGUCCGGACUGUUAUCAGAUUUGUGACAAACAAAACAGACAAACAAGUUACGAGGCCCAUGGUGUCGUUGCCUUCUACUUCUGAAACAGCAGCUGCCUCUGCUUUCCUCAACUCUUCAGUAUCAACUAAAAUAUCUUCCUUAAUGCUACCCAACAGUGUAAGCAUUUCAUCUCCAUCAUCAUCCUCCUCCAGGUCACCAUCUCUGUCUCCCACCUCCCCCCUCCCUACAGAACACAAGAGCUUCUUCCUCGACUCCAGUUGCCACGACUCAGAUUCCCUUGAGCCUCUGAACCUCUCUUCAGGCUCCAAGACCAAAUCCCCAUCUCUUCCCCCAAAGGCUAAAAAACCCAAAGGCUUGGAAAUCUCUGCCCCACCUAUGAUUCUCUCCAGCACUGACAUCGGUUCCAUCGCCCUCAACAGCCCUGCACUUCCUUCGGGAUCCCUGACUCCAGCUUUCUUCACUGCCCAGACCCCCAAUGGAUUACUGCUAACCCCCAGCCCGCUGCUGUCCAGCAUUCACUUCUGGAGCAGCCUCAGUCCUGUUGCUCCUCUGAGUCCUGCCAGGCUGCAGGGACCAAACACUCUGUUCCAGUUUCCAACUCUGCUAAAUGGUCACAUACCAGUGCCACUCCCCAGUCUGGACAGAGCCUCUUCACCAAUACUGCUUUCUCCAAACGCUCAGAAAUCCUGAUGAUGCCUCAUCACACCAAGGAUGUAUUGGUGGAUUUAACACUUCAUUCCUAUGGGCUAGUUUUUCCUGUGUCAUGAGAAGGACAUUGUGAAACCCUUUAUUACUUUGGUUUGCACUUUUCAUUACAUGGAUCAUCUACUUUUAUUAUGUUAGCAUUUUUCAACAGUGUUUAUAUAUAAAAGUAUAUAUAAAUCUGUUAUGCAUUAAAUGAAUUAUAAUUUUUUUAUAUCAUAGCUCUCAAGUGUUGAACACUUCUGUUGUGGAUGAAGUACUUUUCUUAAUGGAUUGCAACAAUGUAUCUAUUAGGGAUGUGAAGCUUCUUUUUAAUCCCUUUUUCUGCAUAUUAUGCAUUGCGCUUGUGUAAACUAUAACCGGCUGUGCCUUCUUUUGCAUAAAGUCAUGUAAAUGAUUUAUAUAUUUUCUAGUAUUAAGAUAAAAUUUGGAAGAAAGAAACUAGUAUUGAACAGCCCUAUGGUAGUAUUUCAGUAUUUUCUCCACAGAUGGGCCAUACAAUGCAGUGUAUUAAUGUACCUUUGUAUUAAGUGCUUUCAAAUUGUAUAAAAAUAGCCUUAUAAUUUUCCUUUGCUGAAGUGGAAAAUAUAAUCCUUGCUACAGCCAGGAGGAGAUGUAGUUCAGAGUAACAAAGCCACAUUUAUAUAUUUAUGCCCAAGUUCUUCUGUCAAAUUGCAACAAGGAGGAACUGGGCUAUGUAUGUUCACGAGAGGUUUCCAACCUUUAAGAGUACUUCUGUAGAAAAGGAGACAUUGCUCAGAAUUUAUGUGGCCUAUAUUUCUUAUGGACUGUCAACAGUACGUCUGGAAAGAGUGCAGGUAAUCUUUGUCCUCCCAAAGAAUGAGGAUAAUUCCUGAUAAUUUUCAGGUGCUUUGUUCAGCUGUGCCAAGUGCCUUCUACUACUUCCCUGGAAAGACUAUUGUAGUUACUCAAGCUCUGGAGGUCACAUUUCCCCUUCCCCCAAAGCUGGAAAAGUUACAGGUCCGUAAACUGAUGCCUGGUGCUUGCAAAGAGGCAGAGACUCUACAUGUGGGAUAUUUAUGUAUCAACAGCUGAAUUCUGGAUGAAAAAAAACAGCACUGUGCUAUUAUAUACUUGCAACUUGAAUUUACUGGGUAUGUCCUCUACCUUGAGGGGAUGGUUUAGUCAUCUAAAUGUCAGGUUAGGAUUAAGCCAGACUCCCUGGCACCACAGACUCUUAAUCCUGGCAGGGUUGAUGCAAAUUUUCAGUUUCCUGAUGUGGCUAAAUUGGCUUGAAUGCAGCUUUACUGUGUCGGUUUUUCAGAUGAGACCUUAAAAGCCAACCCCAAAUCCAAUCCCUGUUUUGUGACAGGUCAUUCAAACUUCAACUUUGCUUUCUGGCUGAGCAGCUGGCCAUGGUCUAUUCUUUUUGAAAUGUAUGCAGUGAGUUGUCUGCUGAUUUUCUGCUUGGAUGCAUUUCAGUGAUGAUGUGUGUAGUUAUGUGUAAAGUGCUUUUGGAUCCUUCAACCUGAAAGGUGCUAAAUAAACAUUUUAUUAAUGCA